Molecule: messenger RNA, 1620 nt
Organism: Ambispora leptoticha
Lineage: Eukaryota; Fungi; Glomeromycota; Glomeromycetes; Archaeosporales; Ambisporaceae
Source: the annotation of a GenBank genome assembly
AUGAGUAGUGCAGAAUUUCUAGCUCAAGAACAAGCAGCUUUUGAUUAUGAAGUCAAAGAAGUUGAAAGAUGGUGGCAAUCCCCUCGUUUCGCUAAAGUAAAGCGACCAUACACCGCCGAACAAAUAGUAUCAAAACGCGGCACCAUAAAACAACAAUACGCCUCCGACACCCAGGCAAAAAAAUUAUGGAAACUCUUUGAGCGUCACCACAAGAACAAAACCGCAUCACAUACUUUUGGCGCGUUAGACCCUGUCCAGGUGGUACAAAUGGCGAAGUAUCUCGAGACUGUUUACGUGUCUGGUUGGCAGUGUUCAUCGACCGCUUCCACGUCUAAUGAACCUGGUCCAGACCUCGCGGACUAUCCGAUGGAUACGGUUCCAAAUAAAGUGGAGCAUUUGUUUAUGGCCCAGCAGUUUCAUGAUCGUAAGCAGCGUGAAGCUAGGUUUAGUGUUGAUAAAGCGACUCGUGCUAAACUUCCAUUUGUUGAUUACCUGAGACCGAUUAUUGCGGACGCGGAUACUGGACAUGGUGGUAUUACCGCUAUUUUGAAGUUGACUAAAAUGUUUGUAGAACGUGGUGCUGCCGGAAUCCAUAUUGAAGAUCAGGCACCAGGUACCAAAAAAUGCGGUCACAUGGCCGGAAAAGUACUAGUUCCAAUCUCGGAACACAUUAAUCGUAUAAUCGCUAUUCGCGUGCAACUUGACAUAAUGGGAGUUGAGAACUUGGUAGUUGCACGAACAGAUUCCGAAGCAGCUACGCUAAUCACUUCAAAUAUCGACUACCGUGAUCACUCAUUCAUUAUCGGUGCAACAAACCCCAACCUUCGUUCAUUAGUAGAAGUAUUGGAUAAGGCACAAGCAGAAGGAAAGUAUGGCUCGGAACUAGAAGCGAUUGAAAAUAAAUGGAUGCAAGAUGCCGGACUGAAACUCUAUAGUGACGCAAUUGCUGAUCUAAUAAAGGCAUCGAAUACACCUAAUAAGAAUGAUCUUUUGAGACAAUGGAAUGAAAAAGUUUUUGAGGUAUCGCACGAUGAAGCCGAAGCGUUUGCUAAGUCUCUUGGAUUUGAGACCUUUUGGGAUUGGAAUUUACCGCGUACUCGUGAGGGUUACUAUCGUUAUCAGGGCGGUACCAAAUGUAGUAUUAAGCGUUGUGUUGCUUUUGCACCAUAUUGCGAUUUGUUGUGGAUGGAAACAAAGAGUCCAAUCUACGCUCAGGCUAAAGAAUUUGCAGAGGGUGUAUUAAGCAAGCAUCCUGACGCAUGGUUGGCGUACAACUUGUCGCCUAGUUUCAAUUGGGAUGCAGCUGGCUUGAAAGAUCAACAAAUGCGCAGUUUUGUCGAUGAUUUGGGUAAACUCGGCUUCCUAUGGCAAUUCAUCACGCUUGGUGGUCUUCAUGCUAAUGCCUUGGACGUAUUUGCGCGUAACUUUGCAAAAGAUGGUAUGUUAGCGUAUGUAAGCCGCGUUCAACGUCAAGAACGUGAAAAUGGCGUCGAAGUGUUGCAUCAUCAAACUUGGUCCGGCGCCAAUUACUAUGACUCCUUAAUCAAACUUGUACAAGGUGGAAUUGCCUCGACAGCUGCGAUGGGUAAAGGAGUAACGGAAGAUCAGUUCAAAAAUUGA